Molecule: messenger RNA, 1878 nt
Organism: Cotesia congregata
Lineage: Eukaryota; Metazoa; Arthropoda; Insecta; Hymenoptera; Braconidae
Source: the annotation of a GenBank genome assembly
AUGGAUGAAGAGGAUAGAAAUAAUGAAAUAAAAAAUUUUGUUUCUGAAAUGUUAAAAACUUUCAAUAGCUUCAAUGAGACAGAUAAUUAUAAAUCAACUUUUCCGUGGGACGAAUUCGAUAAAAAAUUAAGAGAUCAUCGAAUGAAUAAAAAUAAUUCGCUAUCAUUACUUCCUCAUAUAAUUUUUCAAGAUUUGAGACUAGAGCUUAACAUUUUGGAGAGUUUAAUCCAUCGUUUCUUUAAAAACAAAGUCAGCAGUCAUAUUGAUGAUAUUCAAAAUUUAUGUUCAUUUCCGUUAUCUCAUACAAUAUCUCAGUCGAAGUUGACGUAUUCUUACAUCGAAGAAAGUUAUAAAGCAUUGACGGGUGAGAUUGAAAGAAGAGAAGCUAAAUCAGAAACUACGGAUGUUGAUUGUGAUGAACAUUUAUUUUUACAAGAUUUGUAUGAGUUAUCUAAAGAAAUACUCAGAGGGUUUGUCUUGAAAUUUUUUCGCUCGUCAAUUGGACUUAGUUUAAAAUCUAAAUGUACCGUAGAGAGUGAGGAGAACGUUAAAAAAAAAUUACUUCACCAAAGAAAUCAUUUCAUGAAUAAUGUUACAAUGUUCAUGAAUUUUACGCGUAAUUAUCUAGGAAAUUUUUCCGAGUAUCUCUAUGCUUGUGACUUUAGUAAUCAUACUCGAGACAAAACGUACAUCGAGUUGGAAAGAAUGUACCAAGUAAUGAUUGAAAAUGAAUUUUAUUUAGACAAGGAUGGAAGUUGUUCGUAUAAUUGUAACACAAAAGGUGAACAUUUUAAGCCUCACGUUGAUUAUAUGUGCAAGGACUUAGAUUGUCAAUAUAUGGGUGCAAAGUUUGAAAUUUGUCAGUUGGAUGAUGAUGUAAGACGAUAUCAAUGGUUUAAAGAUGGAAAUAAUAAUGUUUAUGGCAAUAAUACUAAUUGCUCAGGAAAAAUGGUAACGUAUAACAGUUGGUAUCAAUGGACAACUCGUUAUUGUGAUUAUUGUCUUUGCGUUUGUACUGCCAAGCUUCACAGAGAAGUCCAUAACGAAAUCACUGCCAUAAGCUUCCAAGAUCAAGUUUCUGAUACUGACAGUAGCAAGGUUGUUCUGGACUUGAAAUUUGUCAUAAAAAAUAACACAAUUUACGUCGAAAUAAAAGAAGGAAAGCUUUUGCCCCAUGGCAAGAUAGAUAACAACAGCGUAGCAUGGAAAGCACUUGAUAAUUGUACUAUUUUUGAUAACUUCACAUUUUGCACUUAUCCACCACUAAAUGGUCUAGCAUAUGGUCUUACAACAGCAGUAAAAGAUUUCGGUUAUCCAGAAUAUUUAAAUUUAGAUGACAUAAAAGCCUCUACAGAAUCGAUCGUGACAGGAGUUCGAUUUCGAUUUGCUGGUGAUUUCAACACUCAUCCAAGGUAUAAAAACGGUUCGGUAGAAAUGCAGAUUCGUUUAACGGACUUUGAUUACCUAACGGGAAAAUUAUCCAAGAACCAUGUCUGGAUUUCUUCAAACAAUAAACAGAACAAAACAGAGUUGUUACUUCCAAACCCGGAUAAUCCAAUAAAAUCUCCAAAAAACAUACCAAAUUUGAAAGGAAAUCAAUUUGUUAAGUUCAAAGUAUCGGAUUUGAAAAAAGAUGCAGGACAAUCAACUGUCCCUUUUUUUGAUGCACGGCCAGUUGAAAGCAAAGUGUUAUUUCCACUGAAAGGAAUUGGACUAUUUCAUCGCGGCUAUGAAGGCUUCGGGGGAUUUAUUGCUUUUAAACUUUUCAUUAUAAGUCCGCAAGAGUACAUGAAUACUGACCUAGGUGUUACUAACAGCGUGACACCUGCAUCCAUUAACACUGAUUGGAAUAUCUUCUCAGGACUAAAUUGGCCGUAA